Molecule: messenger RNA, 10235 nt
Organism: Coregonus sp. 'balchen'
Lineage: Eukaryota; Metazoa; Chordata; Actinopteri; Salmoniformes; Salmonidae
Source: the annotation of a GenBank genome assembly
CGACCGUCAAUCAGCUGAGCCUCCUUCGGGUAGGUUCUACAAUGUUGUAGCCAAAGUUUUGAACGGUGGUUCUUCAGUUAGCUAAUAGGUAGUUCGAUGCCUGAAAUAGAGGAGUUUUGUCCAGGAAUGUCCAUACUUUUGACAAGCAUAUUUCGACUUUCAAAGUCAGAGGAUUUUAUAAUAAGGCCUGUUAGCAUAGCUAACAGUAUAUAUCUUGCUAGCUAGAUGUAUUCUAGUUUUUAGCAAUCUGUCACAGUUUUCUUACUUUGUCUUUGCUGUGGCGAGAAAUAGAACUAGCUAGCUAGUACAACACUACAUAAUGAUAUGGGCCAACGGGAUAUUGUAUCCUACGAGACGUCGGUGAGAAGAAAAAGCAGAAUUCGAACUGCCUCAACGAUGUGUCGUUUGGAUGUGGAGUCUGACGUGAAAGGACCUGAACAACAUGGAAAUGCCCUCCCUUCGUCAAGGUAAUAUCCAAUCAAGAUAAUUGACUUGGUUUAGUACACAUUUUGUUAAUUUUUGCAAUAAAAAAACCCCUCAGUUUGACUGCCACUGAAACUUCAUAACUAACCUAGCUAACGUUAGCAUAGCUAGCUAGCCACUUGUCUUUAGCUAAGUUAGCCUGCUACUACUGUACUUCCUCUCAUUUUCCUCCACAACAAGAGAAACGCACAUUUUAAAAUUGAUUUAGGAUAUUUACUUGGCAUUGGCAUGUGUCUAUCUACACCUGAAACAUUAGUCGAAUAACUAAACUAAGUUAGCUCAAUUCGCUAACAGUAGCUAGCUAACUAACCAAAUUAUGUCGACCAUAGUUAACUAACGUUAACGUUAGCGCGAGCUGUAUCGGGAACCAAAACGAACCAGAUUGUUUGAUUCGAUUCCUGGCAGCAGAAUUUCUAGCCUUUGUUACUAUAAAUUGAGCGAUUACCUAGUUAUAUGUUUAUGCUUUUUUAAUGUAUUUUCCAUUAUGAAACGGGGACGACAAGGCGAUUGUUGCGUUUUCAGAACUAGCUAGCUAGCUAACGUUAGUGCUCGGAGUUCCAGUGUGCACUGCUCUGUUGUGUAAUAUGGGAUCAACUUGGCUAGCUAGUUAACUGUGGUAGCGCCAGCAAGCAACGUUGGUCGACACAUCAACAGAAUGGUUUUGCAUUUCGGCAUGCUAGUGCUUCUUCAUGUAGUUAUGUCUGACACAGAUAAUCGUACCCAAUAUGUUUUAUUAACCAUCCAAUUUGAUUUGGCGAAAUGUAGUUUAGGUUUCUGCCCUACACUAUGUUGUCUCUGACUUAAAGCAAGAGGUGUGACAGGAGCCGGGCAGAAUAUAUGUUAUUUAGCAAAUAUGUAGCAUUAUGCAGAAAAGCCUCUGCAGUUGUUCACACAUGACUCGAGCGUGCAGAAAAUAAAGUAGCCACAAGAGACCUCCAUGACUGAUGCAUACUUGUUUUUCACUGUAUAACAAUGCAUGUCAGUAAUAAGAGGUCUCAUGCUGUCUACUAGUGAAGUGGCCUUUCUGAAAGGAGACUCAACAAUUCAUUGAUAUUGGUUUUGCUCAGUUUCGACAUUCAGAAUAUGUGAACAUCUUCAUGUGCCAUGAGUGUCCUUAGUGAUGUAUAAAACCAAGCAGUUUCCAACGACUUUUGAAAAUAAGAAUAUAUGUUACUUCUUCUCCAGGUUAUGGUAAUGACACUUCGGAAUGUAGGUAGGAUGUAGCAGUGUUAUUAAGCAGGCAGUUAGUUCCCCCUUGACUCUGGAUCCACAUGCUCAACCCCAACGAAAUCAGUUGGAUGAGGACUUCUCCGUGUCUGGCAGAGUGACUAAUCUAUUACCUCAUGAACGUGACUCAUUUCGUCAGGGUGGUUCCGCCACCCAGUGACAAAUCUGUCCAUAUAAAGACAUCCGCCAGAGCGGUCUGUCUGCUUAACUGUUCAUUACUCUGAUCCUACUCUGCUUAUCAAUGGUUGUCUCCGCCUCCUCAUCCCUUCCUCCCUUCCACUCCCCAGCCAUCUAUCCCCACUGCAUGUCCUCAUUUCUAUUCUUUCUCCUCCCACUUUCACCCACAGCAUACCCCUCCUUGCUCUCUUCUGGCCAUAUAUCUGUUGCCUCCAGGGCUGAGAGAGAGGGGGAGUGAGUGUGUAGAAUCGUGACUUCAUUCAUGUGCCACCGACGCAGGGAAGUCCAUAGAGUGGGCAGAAACAGGCAAGAGACGCUGUUCUCUGUUUUCAAUUGGCUGACUGGUCCGUUGUUGCGUCAAUUUACAACCAUUCCACAUUUUAUGACGCAAUCAUAUGUCCUCCUCCAAUUUAUUAUCUUGUUGAAAACUAUUGAAUUGGCUCACUUGGCUGGGUUUUUCCACUCAUAAUUUAGUCCUGUUUGAAAGUGCCAUAAAGCUUGGGACAGUCGUGCCGUAUACGAUUCCCCUGCCUGCGUGGCUACGAAUUCCGGCAUCUACAGCCCCUACUUGUCUCCCCCGCAUGUCACAAAUUUACCUAAAUGAAAAAAAGUAUGUAAGGAGAGUGGGACAGUCAAUAGUUCUUGCCAGGGAGUUGAUACACGACUAUCAAAUCUUUAGUCACUGUUACUAGCAGGCUACCACCCGGUACUCAACCUAUACCUUAGACUGCUGCCCUAUGUACAUAGUCAUUGAACACUGGUCACUUUAAUAAUGUUUACUUACUGUUUGUCCCACUUCAUAUAUGUAUAUACUGUAUUCUAGUCAAGGCUCAUCCUAUAUAACUACUGCUAUACACACUUUUUCUAUUCAUAUACUGUCAAUAAUGUCUAUACACACCAUCGUGUUUAUUUUCCGGAUUCUGACAUUGCUUGUUCUAAUAUUUCUGUUUGUUAAUUCCUUUAUUUUUAUUUUUGGGAUUUGUGUGUACUGUAAGGUAUUACUGCACUUUUGGAGCUAGGAACUUAAGCAUUUCGCUACACCCGCGAUAACUGCAAAAUACAGUAUAUUUACUAGAUUUAGUUGCUAGUUUACCUGUCCACACUGAAUCAGCCAGGGUCUACAACAGGGCAAAAAACAAAACAUGCACCCCUUGGGGUCCCCAGGACCGAGUUUGGGGAAACGCUGGUCGACAAGGUUCUAGCUCCUGCCGAGAGUCUGUGACGCGACUUCCUCUUUUGGACGUUAAACAAUGCGACACUCCAUCUUAACUCCUCCUCCACAUUUACUGGAUUGGUUGAACCGUGCAGAAGAGAACCUCCCCUGACUUUUUGUUCUUCUUUUUUUCGUCAAGACCAUUAUGUAGGGGAUCUACACUGAAAUAAACGCAACAUGUAAAGUGUUGGUCCUAUGUUUCAUGAGCUGAAAUAUCCCAGACAUUUUCCAUAUGCACAAAAAGCUUAUUUCUCUAAAAUGUUGUGCACAAAUUUGUUUACAUCCCUGUUAGUGAGCAUUUCUUUACCAAGUGUGCAAUUGGCAUGCUGACUGCAGGAAUGUCCAUCAGAGUUGUUGCCAGAGAAUUCAAUGUUCAUUUCUCAACCAUAAUCCGCCUCCAACGUCAUUUUAGAUAAUUUGGCAGUAUGUCCAACUAGCUUCACAACCACAGACUAACUUACAGUUAGUGAGUGCAUACAUUUUCAUACUGGUGAGGGGAGUUCCUUACUAAUUCAUCAAUCAAGUACAAGGGAGGAGUGAAAACCCGCAGACAGUUGUCCCUCCGUGGAAUGAGUUUACACAUGUGGCUUAGAGGUUAUCCAUGUGUAACAUAUAUUUCCACAACGUUGAACUGUGAUGGGGCUUUACUUAAAAUUCCCUGACGCUGCACUGCCAAUAUCUCCACUCCAACUGUCCUCUCUCUGUAUCUUGGCCUAUGCAUAAUCUGUGCACAAUCCGUCAAGUCUCGGUAUCUAGCUCUGGCUCCGGCCUCUCAUCUGGUACUGUUGCCAUGGUAAGUAGGCUGUGGAGAAGCUGGCUAAAUGAGAGGCCCUGUAUAAAGAAUAGCUCACUGCCUCAACUGCUUACAUGUGAGAGGCACAGCUAGCUAUCGCUCUGCUCAGAGUAUAAACCACAGGUUUUUGUCUGCGAAUGCAAAUCCACAUUACAAUAGUCUAGUGCUAGGGAAUUUAAUGGAAUAGGUUUGCUUUUCAAAUUUCAUUUCAUGUGUUUGAACAAGUUAGCGGACCAGUUAACAUCACAUUUAUCACCCAGGAGCUUGGGUGUAAUCCACACUGGGACGCUGCCUUGCUCUGUCUUGUUUUCACUGCAAAAAUCAUAGGAUUGAAGUAAUUGAUAGGAUUUGAUGGACUCAUUCCAUUUAUAGACUUUUGUUGCUGCCAGAGACAGGUUGCAGACUUCAGUUUCACCACUCCUAUGUCUUCCAGAUACCUCAAAAGCACAGAGCUAUAAUGUGUCCAUUCCUCAGCCUAUGACUGUUUUGUGAACACCUAGCAUAUAGGGCAGGUCUGUAAGGAGCACUGCUCUUUGUGGUGGAGUAUGCAGUUAUGUAACCACUGGCCUCAGACACGUACACACACACACACAAACGUUGAAGCAACACUGCACAGUACAACACCCUGAAGGUGGAAAAUGAUACGUUUAGAUUAGAAGACGGCAGUAAAUCAAUUGGAUACAAACUAUUCUCCAUCUGUUAGGCAUCUUAAAGUUCACUAUAACUUGACUUUAUUAAAAAGAGCUUACUUAUGUUGUGCAAUGGCAUUCCUUGCCACACUAUCCUCAAAGGCAUUCAUUCCCAUUGCUGAUGCCUCUGCUGUAGAGAAGACCAAUGUGCACUGGGACCUGCGGAGGAUGUCUGGUUGCAUGCAGCCAAGUGAUGGAUGAGUCGUGGAUGCAGAAAUGCCUACAGCACGGAGUAGGCUGCUACGGCCUGGCUUCAUGUCGAUGCCCCCUCAGCUCCAACACCAAACACUGAUUGGAAGAGAGGCGGUGCUCCAGGAAAAGCAGAGGGGGAGAGAGGAGAGCUCAUCAUAUCGGCUGUGAUCAAGGAAUCACUGCAGAGAUAGCUCCUGUAAUAGCUAAUGUAAUUAUUAUACACAGACAGCAGGAGUGGUCGCUCAUUUUUUAUCAGAGGUACUGUCAAUCAAACGGGUGAUCCAGUGUUUUACUUAUGCCAAUUUCCAAACCUGUGUGUGGUGAUAAUACUCAUUGUGCAAAGAGAGAGAGAAAGUAGACUGUGAUGUGGACUGCUCAGUCAGCCAGUACUCCGUCCUGAGACAGGAUCUAGAGCUGACAUCCAGGCAGGCUAGAUGGAUAUAGAUCACCAUGGUGACUAGCAAGUCUAGCACCGUGCUCCCAACACUGCACCUCAUUCCCCCUGAGAGGAGUGGGCCAUGUGACCUACGAGCAGCGCUAGCUAGCGCCACAGCUCUCCCGAUCAUGCUGCAGCAACCACUCAGACAGCCAACAGGGUUUUCCCCUCUUGAAUGGACAGGUAUUCAGACCCCUUCCCUUUUUCUACAUUAUGUUCCAUUACAGCCUUAUUCUAAAAUUGAUAACAUUAUUUUCCCCCCCUCAUCAAUCUACACACAAUACCCCAUAAUGACAGUGAAAUCAGGUUUUUAGAAAUGUUUGCCAAAAAAAGAUACCUUAUUUACAUAAGUAUUCAGACCCUUUGCUAUGAGACUAGAAAUUGAGCUCAGGUGUAUCCUGUUUCCAUUGAUCAACCUUGAGAUGUUUCUACAACUUGAUUGGAGUCCACCUGUGGUCAAUUCAAUUGAUUUGGAAAGGCACACACCUGUCUAUAUAAGGUCCCACAGUUGACAGUGCAUGUCAGAGCAAAAACCAAGCCAUGAGGUCGAAGGAAUUGUCCGUAGAGCUCCGAGACAGGAUUGUGUCGAGGCACAGAUCUGGGGAAGGGUACCAGAAUUGAAGUCCCCAAGAACACAGUGGCGUCUAUCAUUCUUGAAUGGAAGAAUUUUGGAACCACCAAGACACUUCCUAGAUCAGGCCGCCCGUCCAUACUGAGCAAUCGGGGGAGAAGGGUCUUGGUCAGAGAGGUGACCAAGAACCCAAUGGUCAUUCUGACAGAGCUAUAGAGUUCCUCUGUGGAGAUGGGAGAACCUUCCAGAAGGACAACCAUCUCUGCAGCAUUCCACCAAUUAGGCCUUUAUGGUAGAGUGGCCAGACGGAAGCCACUCCUCAAUAAAAGGCACAUGACAGCCCGCAAUGAGUUUGCCAAAAGGCACCUAAAUGACUCAGACCAUGAGAAACAAGAUUCUCUGGUCUGAUGAAACCAAGAUUAAACUCUUUGGCCUGAAUGCCAAGCAUCAUGUCUGGAGGAAACCUGGCACCAUCCCUACAGUGAAGCAUGGUGGUGGCAGCAUCAUGCUGUGGGGAUAUUUUUCAGCGGCAGGGACUGGGAAACUAGUCAAGAUCGAGGCAAAGCUGAACGGAGCAAAGUACAGAGAUAUCCUGCUCCAGAGCGCUCAGGACCUCAGACUGGGGCGAAGGUUCACCUUCCAACAGGACAACAACCCUAAGCACACAGCUAAGACAACGCAGGAGUGGCUUCGGAACAAGUCUCUGAAUGUCCUUGAGUGGCCCAGCCAGAUCCCGGACUUGAACCAGAUCGAGCAUCUCUGGAGAGACCUGAAAAUAGCUGUGCAGCGACGCUCCCCAUCCAACCUGACAGAGCUUGAGAGGAUCUGUAGGGAAGAAUGGGAGAAACUCCCCAAAUACAGGUGUGCCAAGCUUGUAGCGUCAUACCCAAGAAGAAUCGAGGCUGUAAUUGCUUCAACAAAGUACUGAGUAAAGGGUCUGAAUACUUAUGUAACCUGUUUUUUGCUUUGUCAUUAUGGGGGUAGUGUGUGUGUGUGUGUGUGUUUGUUGGAUGAAUGGAAAACAACAAUUUAAUCCAUUUUAGAAUAAGGCUGUAACGUAGAAAAGUGGAAAAAGUCAAGGGCUCUGAAUACUUUCCAAAUGCACUGUAUGAAUGUGUUAAUUGGUGUCUCGAUAGACACGUAGAAAGCCUCUGUCAGUCGUGUUAUUUAAAUAAAAUGAUGGGUUCACUACAGACUUUGUGGUCUGGUCAUUAGGCUUGGGCGGUAUCCAGAUUGUCAUACCUUCACCUUGUGUCAUCCUGAUAUAUUAGGUAAUACCUGCACUGAACACAAGGGGUGCUAUGUUCAGUCCGAAGGUUAGCGAUGCUAACAAGUAACAUCUCAAUUCCCAUAGCGAAUGCUAGCUAAAUGACCGCAUGCAAAACAUUUUGUAGUCUGACAAACUAUUUGCAAGAAAGGCAUUCCAGCUCUUAAAGUUAUACAAGUAACUCAAUGCUACUCACAGUUUGCUUCACGCACAAACAAAUAUUAGAUGGCAAGGCUCUUGAUCCAGGAGAGGAUUCUCUGCUGUUACCAAGAGGAGCUUGAUUGCAAGAAGCGAACCAUUUCCCUAGCUAGAUAACUAGCUACUAAGUUAGCAAACCAAACUGCAGAGCAUUUAGCAAAUGUUUGACUUAACUUUUAAUAGUUAUAAGAUAUCUAGCUGGCAAACAUUUACUUGUGAAUUCCAUACUGAAACUAGAUCACCUGGUGUGUGCUUCACAAUAGUGAGUGACUCACAAGGCUCCGGUCUCUUGUCGUUAUGUGCUUGUAUUUGUAUUUAUUAGGGAUCUCCAUUAGCUGCUGCUAAGACAGCAGCUACUCUUCCUGGGGUCCAAACAUAUUAAAGCACUUAAUUACAUAAUAAAACAAAAGAUAAAACAGUGCAUCAUAUAACAUUAUUACACCACUACAUAUCUACAAUACAAAAUGUUUAAUACCACCAUACAACAAUAUCACAAUGUGUGCGUAUGCAUGUGUCUGUGCCUUUGUGUGUCUUCCCAUUCCCCGUUGUUCCAUAAGGUGAAUUUUUACCAUAUAUAUAUAUAUAUAUAUAUAUAUAUAUAUAUAUAUAUAUAUAUAUAUAUAUAUAUAUAAAGGAUUCUACUGCUUGCAUCAGUUACCUGAUGUGGAAUAGAGUUUCAUGUAGUACUGUGCACCUCCCAUAGUCUGUUCUGCACUUGGGGACUGUGAAGAGACCUCUGGUGGCAUUUCUUGUGGGGUAUGCAUGGGGUGUCUGAACUGUGUGCUAGUAUUUGAAACAGACAGCUCGGUACAUUCAGCUUGUCAACACCUCUUACAAAAACAAGUAGUGAUGAAGUCAAUCUCUCUUCAACUUUGAGCCAUGAGAGAUUGACAUGCAUAUCGUUAAUGUUAGCACCCAGUGUACUUCCGUGCUGCCCUGUUCUGAGCCAACUGCAAGUCCCUCUUUAUGGCACCUGACCACACUACUGAACUACUAUUAUUUCAAUAUGUUUUGACUAUGACAGUUUUUACAAUCCAGGGUUACUCCAAGCAGUUUAGUCACCUCAACUUGUUCAAUUUCCACAUUAUUCAUUACGAGAUGUAGUUAAGGUUUAGGGUUUAGUGAAUGAUUUAUCUCAAAUACAAUGCUUUUAGUUUUGGAAAUAUUUAGGACUAACUUAUUCCUUGCUACCCAUUCCGAACCUAACUACAUCUCUUUUGUUAAGUGUUGCAGUUAUUUCAGUUGCUGUAGUAGCUGACGUGUAUGGUGUUGAGUCAUCCGCAUACGUAGACACACUGGCUUUACUCAAUUUACUUUAUUCUUCUCUUCUGUGGUCUAACAUCCUUUUCUUCCUUUUCCCUCUACAGGUACAUGGUGGGCCGCGGGGUGAAGCGUAAGCUUAGUGAAUGCGAGGACCAGAUGCUGGACCUGCCCUACCCCCAGCAGAGGCAGCUGGUGCUGGACCUGUGUCUGGACAAGCUCCAGAGCUGCCAGCGCCGAGCUGAACCCAGCCUGCACCGCUCGGUGCUGCUGGCUAACACUCUGCGCCAGAUUCAACGGGAGAUGAGGCAGGAGGGAGGCCCGCACCAUCCGGAGUCCCCCCCUCCAGCACCCGCCACACCGUGCCACUCCCCGGAGCUGCCGCCCGUGCCCUCGGACCGUCCCUCCACCCCAGUGGCUGCACUCUCAUCCUCACUGCUGUGUGAAGACGACGACGCACAGUCGACCUGCACAGAGCUCCCCAAGGGGCCGUGGUCAGAGGACGUUGGCAAGUUGCCGGAUCUGCUGUUCGGAUCCUUUGAAAUCACAAACUCCACCAGCUACCUGACGGACCUGCAGCUGGACGACAUCUUUGAGGACAUUGACACAUCCAUGUACGACCCGUCAGACUUCUCUGUUCUGGCCUGCCCCCCUCCCAGAGGGAGCAGCGGAGCCUCAUUGGGGAAUGACUAUAACCUCAAGGCAUUCUCCACCUGCACCACCUCCAGCAGCACUCUGCAGAUGUGUCUCAAUGACCUCGACCACAUCAUGGAGAUCCUGGUGCGCUCUUGACUGAUUGGCGCCACGUCAUAGUCACAGCUGCCCAGCAUUUUAUGAGCUGGGGCGGGAAGAAUGACUGACUGAUUUUUUAUUAUCUCUCUCUAUUUUCAUACAAAGAACUUGUUAUAUUUAUACAAAAAGACUGAUGGAUAUGUCUGAUACACUUCUACUGUAUGAUGAAUGCACAUUUUUGGUGGCCUGCUGGUGCCAUCUUCUCCUUUCCUAUAGCAAGAUGAAAUGAAUAUGCAGGGACUUAAAGCAACAAACACAAGUAUUACCAUUGAGAUGUAUUUAUACUGGCUGGUUAUUCACCAGUGCAUUCUUUGGGGGGAAAAAAGGACAACCUGUGGAACAAGAUGAUGAAAAGGACAUAUUGGGGUUGGAUUCCACCAAGUAUUUCUGGAGCGUUACAAUCAUUUAUCAAGAAUUAAUAUGAAAUAGACCGGGACUUAUUCAAUACUACCUCUCUCUAAAACUAAGAGCUCUGUCUCACUAUUCAAAGAGAUUCAUGAACUCGCCGCUUCACUAAUUUUGUCUUUCAAUUGGUCUUGUUCCUUUAACAUAGAAAACUGGUGAUUAUCAAUAAUGCAGAUGUUUAACACCAGAAAGAAUGCCUUCCUGCCGAUAUGAAUCUCAAAACAUAGCCGAUAAUUCCAUGUUACACUGAUGCCUUGUCCAUCCAUUUUGGUCAUUUUAAUCAGAUGGUAGCGGACAACAAUGUCAUAAACACUAGAUUUUGAUGAAUAUUUGUUUUGCGGUUUAAUCACUUUUUGAGAAUCUUGAGGGGACAUUGAUUACUUGUAAUGGUCAGUGUGUUUUGUUACAGACUCUAGAAUAGAAAAUGAUUUCAUUUCAGCAUUAGUGGUUUGUCUCAAUGAAGAACUGUACAAUUGAGUACAAUGUAUUUUUUCCACUUUAACAAUUGUAAAAAAAAAAAAAAAAGGCAGAC